Molecule: messenger RNA, 4734 nt
Organism: Lytechinus variegatus (green sea urchin)
Lineage: Eukaryota; Metazoa; Echinodermata; Echinoidea; Temnopleuroida; Toxopneustidae
Product: receptor-transporting protein 4-like
Exons: 4
Coding region: 2209-2925 (238 amino acids)
Biological process (GO): protein insertion into membrane; protein targeting to membrane
Molecular function (GO): olfactory receptor binding
Source: RefSeq, a predicted model, not a curated record
CUGACGUGGCUGAUGAAAGACGGAAGUUACAAUAACUGAUUGUCAAAUUACUAUCGAUAGUAAGUUUUAUCAAACUAGGUCCACGAAUCUAUCUGUACUUAAAAAAUGCGCUGGAUUUCAUGACAUUUUGAAGGCCUUUAAGGCCGUACACACGGGCCUGGAAUAGGGGAAAUCUUUGAAAAGAGAAAGGCAAACCACACGCUCCUGAUCUUACGAGAAACAUCCGUAGCAGCUGAUGGGCCUUAUCAAAUGAACAUGGCAUUAACAUAACGUGAUUGAGAAGUUCUUUUGUCGAGGAAACGCGAACCCUCCUCGCUUUCACCCAGUUUUGCCUCUUCCAAUUUAGGGAGUAUUCUUAUUAUCAAACACUGGGGAGCAGCUUUGUUUUUGUAUAUUGAAAAUUUAGAAGACUGCGGGACAAGACUGACUCUGAAUGUGAGGUCGCGAUUACUGCUUUGAAAAAGUACAAGCACACUUGUUCAGUAACCAUGGACAAUAUGGAAACUGGAAGAGGACACUUCUUAAGGUUGCAUGUCCCCAUUUCAUCCUCAUGAAUGAGUGGAACAGAUCUCAUGUCCUUCCUCAUUAUUCAUUACCUUUCUUUCCCGAAGAAGAAGAGGAAAAGUGCGCAUGUACUACCGAGUCUCUAUUUUUAUCAUCAAGAAGGAGGCUAACUUCCCUCGUUGUACAUGUGCAAGAAUCCAGAAGCUAUUUUUGGAAGCAAACUUUUUUCAAGCCAGAGAGGGGUAGAUCGCGAGGAAGGGGAUAAAUGGUUAGUCAUACCCGAGGACGCGAUAACAUGGACACGGGGAAGCGGAAAUCUUUGAUUUCUUGCUAACACCGAAUGGUUAUUUCACUUCUCUACGUUCGGAUACCAAUACAACGGUGCUACAAGCUGUUAGCCAAUAUUCACCAAGAUCUGGGGUAAUUUGGAGAACGAAUGUCAUCACCUGAGCCACGUCUUUGAAUCAGGCCAUUAGAAAAUUUUCAAUCGAAUUCAGUCUUGAGAAUCUACCUUUCAGUGGUGUUAAUGACGUAAUGACCUUGAAUGUUGAUAUUUGUUAAUUGGAAAACGAUUUAAUAUAGAAUAUCUGUCAUCUGUAAGCGCUGGAAAGUCUCGAUGACACCUUGAAGCAGGUCUGGACCCUCGAUUCUGCAUAUCCAUCUCGGUGUACCUUUGGCAUGAUGGGGGAAAGGAGUACGAAAGGACUUGCUAGAAGAUUGGCUUGAAUACUGAAGAACCCCAGGAGAGUGGACACCAACUUGGUGUUGAGGCUUAUAUUCACCAGAAGAUGAAGUGAGCUGCGUGCUAUUUCACAAUCACCGUUUUAUUCGCCAACGGUACGACUACAAUCGUCAAGGAUCUUCACAGAUUAUCCUUACCAAGGUGCGAUGAAGAUCAAACAAUCCGUGAAAGAUAUUUCACAAUUCACUUGGGGAUUUCUCUUCGAGAGAUCUAUGUAGGAGCCGGAAAAUUGACGUUGUCACCUUUCGGUUGCUGUAAUGUAAUUUCACAACACAGAGACUGUUGACUAUCUAUUUGUCAAAUUCUAAUUAUUACUCUUAAGGGUUGUGCAAAGUUAAAACUUCCCAUGCAUACAAUCAUGAUUCGCAUGUGGUCAUCUACAAGUCAAUCCACCAAUCCAUCUAGGAUGACAAAAAUGCAAUUAUUGAGGCAAGAAAGGACUAUUUUGCAAGACCAAUUUUAAAUCGGUCGAAGCUGGAUUUAGAUCUGUGCGUCUUCUUGUGCAUGACAUGAGUUGUGAAAGGAUAAUUUUGCGGGGAUGUAGUUGAUUAUAUUCCGCUAAUUGAUUGCCCGGAGUACAACAGAAAAUAAAUAUGUAUGUGAGACUCUAAGUCAACCGCAACAACUUUCGCUGUGUAUUGUUGAAAGCAGUUAUAAAUAAAGGACUAUAACCAUGAACAGGAUAAUCGAUUUUUAUUAAUGUAAAGGCAUAACUAUAUACUCCUUUUCCAAACUACCUCAAUCAAGAAGAGUUGAAAAACGUUCGGGAUUUUAUUCAGUGCUCAAAAUUAACUGCAGUGAAUGAUUCUUCCCGAUUCUACACGGCCUAAGAGGAACCUAUAAUUGGAACAUAUACUCAAAGACGUGUUGGGAGAGAAAAUUCGAUCGUGUGAUUUUGAAUUGGAUAUCAUCAGGCGGGACUAUUUAUAGGCUUGGAUUGUCUGCAGUGAUAAGGCUCAGUCAUGGACUACGUGGCGGAUUACACUCAAUGUCUGGACCCACUUGUUAACCAGGGGUGCGCCAUUAGCAGCACACCUAUGUUUUAUACCGAUAGGAUGGAUGAAAUAUGGUUCGGGGAGUUUGCCAAGGUAUUCGCCCCGUACCUGCCCAAUAUCUGGAAUCUGACUCCGACAGAGAUUUGCCCCAGCACAAGAUGGCGUCGAUUCAAAGACAGCGCUAAGGUCCGGUUCUGUUGCCAGACAUGUGGUCAUGGUUGGACCUCAAUGAAGGGCCGAGUUGUCUUCUGGUAUUUCUUUCACGUGCCUUACUGCGAGGGUCAUGUCCAGUUUAAACUCUAUGGUCAACAAUGUCAGCGUUGCAACAACGGGAUGUUUGAGCCAGCAAUGUGGUACCCCGAAGAGGUCAACAAAGUCUUAUGUAACCUCUACAACAGAAUUGGACAGACUUAUUACGGUUUUGUGAAACCGCCCAUCAGAUACGACCGGAGAGCGGGCAAACCACGAACCCAACACAAUGCGACACUUUGCCAGGCCUGCAGGGACGGGGAGUGUGACAGUCGACCCCGAGCCCAGGGCCAGUCACCAACAAAGGUUGUGCAGUACACCACCACAAGUACCACGACCACACCGCAACUCAGCCAACUCCCUCCCCAGGCCACCGUCGUCAACACCAUCGCUGCCCCGCCCACCACGGUCCGAAAAGUUUUGACGCGGACGUGACGUCACAAUAAAACAGGGCUUGCCUAAAUUGAUGAGGAAGUAUUUAAAAAAAACACACACAGAUGAAAUAUGAAGGGUGUUGUGUGUUUUGUGGGAUUUGUUGUUGAGGGUGUGGUGGUCCUUUUAAAUCGGUUAACCGGUUUUAUUGAGUGAUCGCCGAUUUAAACAUCGGGUGUGGCGAUUACAAAUCACAGAUGUUUUGUGAUAUACAUGACUACUGUAGAGAUAGUUUGUAGUUUAUUUUUGUGUGAUGUUUAAAGUGCAACUUCUCAAUGUUUAUCGGCCCAAUCGGCCUUCAUUUAUAGUGGUCCGUUAUUUAUAAGGCGAAUAACAUUAUUUCAAGCACUAUAGUUUUGAAUAUAUGUAAAUUUGGUAGCUAUCAAUAGCUUAUUAUGAUAAUAUUUUGUACAUAUAGUUUUGUAGAAGUUUUUACUGUAUUACCUCUAGCUUGUAAAUGCACAUUAUUCAAUGCCAAAUCUAAAUUAUGAUAUGUUUUGUGUAAAAUAAUUGAAACAUAUAUUUCACCGUCAAAGACGCGGAUCAGUUCUUGGACAUUUCAGCGAUUUUACGAAGUGCCUUGAGUGGGUUUUUAACUUUCAUACACGCGUGCUCAAGUUUCGGGUGAAAAACUACACGCGCAAGGGAUCUUGAUGUUUAGUUUAGAAGGGAAUUAUCGGACGAAUCAAAUAAAACAAUUCUUAAUUUCGAUUGUGUACCGUCACUACCAUGUAAUUAUGACCCCCCAUAAACACUACACACUAAGAAAUGUUUGAACCCUAAUGAAGCACUUGUACCAAACUUUAGGGGUGUAAUCUUGCACCGUAAGUGGCAAAAGGUGAAAAAAUGCACCUUUUUGUCAUUAAACACACCAAGUAAUGCUCACUCGCACCCGAAUGGUGCAAAUAUGAACCUUUUAAGGUGCAUAGUACUUGAAAUUAAAAACGAUUCAAAUUUGAACCUUUAUUACAUUUUUUUCAACUUCGCACCCUAUAGCAUGUAUAGGGUACUUAACAUAGCUAAAUGCACCCUCAAAAUGAGCGUAAUUACAUUCAUUGGCGCCCUUUUGGGUGCAGCUAUUUUACCAACCCGGAGGGUUCAAACUUGAUCCCCUAUUUCUUAGUGUGUAUGACUUAUGCAGUAUAUUGAAUAAUCGAGUAGUUUGAUUUUAGUGAUAAUUACAUGCAGCAUCAUAUCCAUUUUUAGAUAAUUCAAUAUAAACGCGUGGCAAAUGGAUUGCUCUGAGCUGCUGAGUGAUUAAGAUGAAAUAAUGCAUAAAAACCGUGACAAUUGGAGUAUUUACUUUGUGAUAUUCUAUUCAAUUUCUCGUGAAUUUCGCGUCACUGUUCCUUUAAAAGGAUUAUGAAUGACAUGACUCCAUGAUAUUGCAAAGAAUGAGGAUUCGAACUCACAACUUUGUGAUUAUAAGUCCAAUGCCCUAAUCACUGGACCACACGACCCGAAAUCUUAAAACAUGUAAAAUUGAUGUAAUCGUAAAUUCAUUCGUAAGUUCAUUCAUUAGUCAUUCGUAAUUUCACGAUCGGUUUUAUGAAACCUCUUUCCUAUCAUGAUGAUGGGUAGUCAAGGUGACUGGGCUUUUUGACGAAUCUAUAGUUUAUGAUAAUGUAACUAAUAUUUUUAUCGAUGCACCUUGACUAUAAACUGAUAUUUAACCAACAAUACAAGUCACAAUACAUGUGAUAUAAGUUUGUGUUUUAUGACGAUUUCAAAGCUGGCAUCGAUGGGACUAUUUCUAUAUUCCUUUAUUGGUCUUCACGCCUCGUUUCAUUCAAGAAAUUUCUCUCAUUCUUC